This is a messenger RNA of Didymodactylos carnosus, 1068 nucleotides long. NCBI's taxonomy places the organism in Eukaryota, Metazoa, Rotifera, Eurotatoria, Philodinida, Philodinidae. The record is from the annotation of a GenBank genome assembly.
AUGGGCAGACCAGACUUUCGCGGACGUGGUGGUGGCGAUCGUGGAGGUAGAGGUGGAUUUCGAGGAAGAGGAUUUGAUCGAGGUGGACGUGGUGGAGAUCGUGGAACACGUGGUGGUGGUGGCUUUAAAAGAGGUGGCGAUCGAGGUGGAAGAGGACGUGGUGGACCCCGAGGAGGCGGUGGACGCGGUGGCGGAGGUAAAAAGGUUGUUGUUGUGCCUCAUAGACAUCCUGGAGUUUUCAUCGCACAAAGCAAAGAUGAUGAUAUGUUAUUAACAAGAAAUCUUGUUGUUGGAGAAAGUGUUUAUGGUGAAAAACGUAUUAGUGUUGAUGCUGAAAAUGCAGAAAAAAUUGAAUAUCGUGUAUGGAAUCCAUUUCGUUCGAAAUUAGGUGCAGCUAUUUUAAGUGGGGUUGACAAUAUUCAUAUGCCACCUGGUUCGAAAGUAUUAUAUUUGGGAGCAGCCAGUGGCACAACAGUUUCCCAUGUUUCAGAUAUCGUCGGACCGGCAAGUUGUCAUGAAGGUCUUGUGUAUGCCGUUGAAUUUUCUCACCGUUCUGGACGAGAUUUACUUAACGUAGCAAAAAAACGUCCAAAUAUUAUUCCUAUAAUUGAAGAUGCACGUCAUCCGCAUAAAUAUAGAAUGCUGAUUGGAAUGGUUGACACAAUGUUUGCUGAUGUUGCACAACCCGAUCAAGCACGAAUUUUAGCAUUGAAUGCACAUCAUUUUCUUAAAAAUGGUGGAAAUUUUGUCAUUUCUAUCAAGGCAAGUUGUAUUGAUUCAACAGCAACACCUGAAGCUGUGUUUGCAGAUGAAGUAAAAAAAUUACAAAGUGAAAAACUAAAACCAAAAGAGCAAAUAACAUUGGAACCAUACGAAAGAGAUCAUGCAGUGGUCGUUGGAACGUACAGAGAAGCAUUUGCGCUAUUUGACAAAGAUUCUGAUGGUUUAAUAACAACAAAAGAAUUGAGUAUGUUCAUGCGUAGUUUAGAUCAAAAUCCAACCGAAGCUGAACUGCAAGAUUUAAUACAUAUUGUUGAUACGGAAGAUACGUAUAAUAAAAACGUUUAG